This is a messenger RNA of Cucurbita maxima (winter squash), 781 nucleotides long. Its product is annotated as B-box domain protein 30-like. The record is from RefSeq and is a predicted model, not a curated record. NCBI's taxonomy places the organism in Eukaryota, Viridiplantae, Streptophyta, Magnoliopsida, Cucurbitales, Cucurbitaceae. Bases 269 to 760 code for a protein of 163 amino acids. The transcript is spliced from 4 exons. Gene Ontology annotation, molecular function: zinc ion binding.
UCAUGUGAUAUCAGAUGAUAUCAAUAUUCUUCGUCAGGUUCAUCAUGUGCUAUGGUUACUGAUUACCAAUGCAGCACAUGAUUUGGGAAUUAUUCUCAGUCAGAGCAGAAUUGUACUGGCCAAUAGGCUAGUGAAGGGGUCUAGCGUGGAAGAAGUCAAAGAGUUUUAUCUCAUAAACUCGGCCUUGAUAUCAAACAGUUGCAAGCUCGGAGAAGAUAAUGUUGUGGUGUACUACCAUCGAAGACGGGUGAAGUAUGUCUUCAUAUCAAUGAAGAUCUUGCUCUCUCUCCUAGGUCUCAUUUCCUUCUCUAGAGCUCUGAAACGGUCUCUCCAUAAUCGAGAUUCAGAAGAAGAAGAAGAAGAAGCAAUGUGCAGAGGGGUGGUGGAACAGAGGAGCCACGGUGGUUGCCGGGACUUUUCGGCGGCUGAGAAGGGUGGUGAUUCGGCGGAGGGUGCGGUGGUGAUGUGCGAGCUCUGUAACUCGAGGGCUUCAUUGUACUGCCAAGCGGAUGAUGCUUAUUUAUGUAGGAAAUGUGACAAGUGGGUUCAUGGUGCUAAUUUCUUAGCUCUCAGGCAUAUUAGGUGCAUUCUCUGUAGUGUUUGCCAAAACCUUACCCAUAAAUACCUCAUGGGAACCUCUACUCAGGUCCUUCUCCCCACCAUCGUCACCUGCGACCAACCUCCUAAUGACUGCAACGGCAAUCGCAAUCUUAACACAUGUUGUUCUGUAAGGCUCAAAACGCCUGUUCUCUUUUUGUGAAUCUUAGUAUCUUUUCAUCUC